Messenger RNA from Prorocentrum cordatum, 1905 nucleotides. NCBI's taxonomy places the organism in Eukaryota, Dinophyceae, Prorocentrales, Prorocentraceae. The record is from the annotation of a GenBank genome assembly.
UCAGCUACAACGCGAGCAUCAGCGCGUGCGAGAAGGGCAAGCAGUGGCAGCGGGCUUUGGCGCUGCUCGUAGAGAUCUGGGAGGCGAAGCUGGAGCCCAGCGUCAUCUCAGCUACAACGCCGGGAUCAGCGCGUGCGAGAAAAGCAAGCAGUGGCAGCGGGCUUUGUCGCUGCUCGGCGAGAUGUGGAAAGUGAGGCUGGAGCCAGUUGUUAACAGUUACAACGCUGCGAUAAGUUCGUGUGAGAAGGGCCUGCAGUGGCAGCGGGCUCUGUCGCUGCUCAGCGGGAUGUUGGAAGUGAGGCUGGAGCCAACUGUUAUCAGCUACAGUGCUGGGAUCAGUGCGUGCGAGAAAGGCUUGCAGUGGCAACAAGCUUUGGCGCUGCUUAGCGGGAUGUGGGAAAUGAUGAUGGAGCCAACUGUUAUCAGCCACAACGCUGCGAUCAGCGCAUGCGGGAAAGGCGAGCAGUGGCAGCGAGCUCUGGCGCUGUUGAGCGAGCUUUGGACAGUGAAGCUGGAGCCCCACGUCACCAGCUACAGUGCUGGGAUCAGCGCGUGCGAGAAGGGGAAAUCAGUGGCAACGGGCUUUGGCGCUUCUGGGCGAGAUGCGGGCGGCAAAGCUGGAGGCUCGCGCCAUCAGCUACUGCGCUGGGAUCUGCGCGUGUGAGAGAUGUGGCCAGUGGCGGCAGGCAUUGUCACUGCUCGGCGAGAUGUGGGAGAGCAGUUUGGAGCUUGAUCUAGUCGUUAACAAUUUGGUAAUCACAUCGUGUGAAAGGUCUUCUGGCGAUUUGGCAGGAUUUCCGGGCUCCCUUCAGAUCGGUCUUUUGCGCUUUCGAGCAUCUCACGAUGCAAGAUGCGUGUGCGAUCAUGCCAGGCAACCACCAUGAUAGCUUGAACGGACAUCAUCUUCUCUAGAACUUGUCAGUGGCCAAUUCAUCGCACAGGAAGCAGUCUGGGAUACCGUUCCAUGCGUCUGUUCUUGUCACGCGUAUCGCAGGGAUGAGCGCGCCAGAACAAGGCGAGCAGUGGCAGCGGGUUGUGGCGCUGUUCAUUGGGAUGUGGGAGGCGAAAUCGGAGCCCGACGUUGGUUAAUUAUUCAAUGACUGACAGGGUUGGCCAUGGCUGGCUGGCCGGCGUGCGCCCGCGCUGGAUUAGCACGGCUUCAAGGGCCACGGCGCCAAGCACACGGGUGUAGCAGCGGUCGCGCGGAGCUUGGAGCCUCUUGAUCAUGGGCGGCACGGGCGCAGCAGAGACCGUCAGCAUUUCACCACACAGCUGGUGCCACCGCUGGGCAAACACUUUUGAGCUCCCUGACCACCACCUCGACCACGCCGGGCACCGGGCACCGAGAUCGGGCACGGCCACGGCCUGGCGCUGCGAUGCGGCUGGUGGCGCUUCCCGAGGCCCGAGCUCUCCCGCGGAGGCACCGCGAUCGGCCACGGCCUGGGCCCUCCGCCAGAGGCAGGCCGCCUGCCUAUCCGCUCCUCCUCCCCCUGCGGAUCCUGCUCGUGCACGGGGGAGCUCCCUGCGCAUCGCUUGCGCGGCGUUCGGGCCGGCACGGGCAGAGCGAGCGAACCCUCGGGCCCGGCGCAGGGGAACCGAGACACUCGACUGGACGCAGGAGUGACCUUAUAACCGAUCGAGGAUCCGCCGGGCGAAGAUGCUCGGCGCGAGUGUGCGCAGGCGCCGCACCGAAGCAGCGCGGGCCCGAGGGGGACCGCAGGCGCGCCUGGGCCCUCGGCGUGGUCCGCCGUGCCGCCGGGUCGGCGGCCCGCAGGCCGAGGUCCGCUCCCUCCUGGCACCGUGGGCCCCCCGCGGGCCUGCGCGGCGGCGUCCCCAGGGCGGCGGGAGGCGAGGAGGUGGUCGCCCCAUGGAGGAUGUGGAGAGGUGAUCGCCCCUCCUUUGGAG